This is a messenger RNA of Elephantulus edwardii (Cape elephant shrew), 2976 nucleotides long. RefSeq names its product ADAM metallopeptidase domain 7 (gene ADAM7). Gene Ontology annotation, molecular function: RNA nuclease activity; metalloendopeptidase activity; RNA binding. The record is from RefSeq and is a predicted model, not a curated record. Gene Ontology annotation, cellular component: plasma membrane. Gene Ontology annotation, biological process: proteolysis. The coding region runs from base 1 to 2976 and encodes 991 amino acids. Lineage: Eukaryota; Metazoa; Chordata; Mammalia; Macroscelidea; Macroscelididae. The transcript has 24 exons.
AUGCCUACAGGCAGAGUAGCGGGCAUCCUUCAGAAGAACUGGCGGGAUUAUGUGGUGACUUUUCCAUCCAAAGAAGAGGUCCAAUCUCAGGGCAAAAAUGCUCUGAAAAUCCUAGUCACGCCUUGGGAUUACAGAAUUCCCAAAAUCCGGAUCAGCACUCAGCAAGCAGAGGCUCUCCAGGACUUCAGGGUGAUUGUGCGCAUUGAUUCCUGGGAGUCAACAUCUUUGUAUCCAAAUGGACAUUUUGUGCGAGUUUUGGGGAAAAUCGGAGACCUGGAAGGGGAAAUUGCAACCAUCCUUGUGGAGAAUAGUAUUUCUGUUAUCCUUUUCUCAGAAGCUCAGAUGUGUGAGAUGCCAGUGAACACACCUGAAAAUCCCUGGAAGGUGAGUCCUGAGGAGGAAAACGAACGUAAAGACUUGAGGAAAACCCACCCCGUGUUCAGCAUUGACCCCAAAGGCUGUGAAGACGUGGAUGACACACUCUCAGUCAGAACCUUAAAGAAUGGCAACCUGGAACUUGGGGUCCACAUUGCAGAUGUGACCCACUUUAUGGCACCAAAUUCUUACAAUGACAUUGAAGCUAGAACAAGGUUGUCAGAUCAAAUAUUUGACAUUUGUAUAAUUCUGAGUAUUCCCUUCAAGGAAAAAAUUAUUCCUGGAGUAGAGAGUCAAGAGCUGGUUUAUCCUAAAAAGCUCCCUGUGAUGCAGAAGCGUGAUGUUAGAUACUCCGAUGAUGCUGACAUGCAGGAACUAUAUGAAGAAGAAUUAUUGUAUGAAAUAAAGCUAAAUAGAAAAACCUUAAUACUUCACCUUUUAAGAACAAGGGAGCUCAUAGCUUCAAAUUACAGUGAAAUCUACUCUUCCAUAAAAGGAGAAGAGAGGAUUCAGCACCCUCAAGUCGUGGAACAUUGUUUUUACCAAGGAUCCAUCAUACAUGAAUUAGAUUCAGCUGCCAGUAUCAGCACCUGUUAUGGUCUCAGGGGAUUCUUCAGAGUAAAUGAUCUCAGGUACCUCAUUGAGCCAGUGAAAUACACAGAUGAGGGAGAACAUUUGGUGUUCAAAUAUAAUCCGAAGAUACAGUAUGCCACCAAUUACUCCUGUAAUGACUUCAAUUUUACCAGGGAAACUGUUCCAAGCACUAAUAUUAAACCCAUGGAAAACAACAAAAUGGAAAGAAUCCAUAAGGAAAAAUAUAUCGAACUAUUCAUUGUUGCUGAUUAUAACAUGUAUCGCAGGAAUAGUCAUCCUCAUGAUAAACUAAGGAACAGAAUUUUGGGAAUGGUCAAUUUUGUCAAUAUGAUUUAUAAAUAUUUGAACAUUUAUGUGACAUUGGUUGGAUUUGAAGUAUGGAUAAAUGGAGAUCAAAUAAAAGUAGAUUCAAAUAUAGAAACUACUUUAAUAAGUUUUUCAUCUUGGCAAGAAAUAAACCUUAAGAAAAAGAAGACAUUUGACCAUGCUGUUUUGCUCAGUGGGAAGUGGCUCUACACAAAUGCUCAAGGAAUUUCUUACCCAAGUGGCAUGUGUCUGCCUUAUUCCUCUUCCAGUGUUGUUAAGGAUCUCUUACCUGACAUAAAUAUAGUUGCAAACAGAAUAGCCCAUCAGUUGGGACAUAACCUCGGCUUACAGCAUGAUGAGUUCCCAUGUACCUGUACCUUUGGAAGAUGUGUCAUGGAUGUCACUGGAAACAUACCUGCAGUAAAAUUUAGUAAAUGCAACAAAAACCAAUUCCUGAAAUAUCUGAAGGAUUAUAAGCCGACGUGCAUGUCUAAUAUUGCAUUUUCUGAGAAGUUAAAUAGUUUUCCACAUUGUGGAAACAAGAAGCUGGAUGAAGGAGAAGAGUGUGAUUGUGGCUCUGUUCAGGAAUGCAAUAAUCCAUGUUGUGUAGCAGACAAAUGUAUGUUGAAGCCAGGGUUUACUUGUGCAGAAGGAGAAUGCUGUGAAUCAUGUCAGCUGAAACGUGCAGGGUCUGUGUGCAGACCAGCAAAAGACGAAUGUGAUUUUCCUGAAGUGUGCACUGGUCACUCACCCACAUGCCCAAUGGACCGAUUCCAAGUGAACGGAGUCCCCUGCAAGAAUGAAGAAGGCUACUGCUUUAUGGGAAAGUGUCCCACCCGGGAUGAUCAGUGCUCUGAAUUGUUUGAUGAUGGAGCAAAAGGAAGUCAUGAUAUCUGCUAUAAGAUGAAUAAAAAAGGAAAUGCAUUUGGAUAUUGCAAAAAUGUGAAAAACAACUUCAUAUCCUGUGAAGAGAAAGACGUCAAAUGCGGAAAGAUAUACUGUGCUGGAGGACUGCACACUCCUCGCUGGGGAGAAGAAAAGACCUUUCACCUUCAAGUUCCAAACCAGAAUGUAACCGCUGAAUGCAGAGCUUUUUUAUUGCAUCAUCAUUUUGAAGAUAUUGGCCUGGUUGCUCCUGGAACAAAAUGUGGAAAUGGGAUGGUGUGCAACAGUGGUGAAUGUGCCAGCAUCAAAAAUGUCUACAAUUCAACAAGUUGCUCCUUGCACUGCAAUGAAAACGCUGUGGAUAGCCAAGAAGUUGAAUGCCUGUGUGAAGAGCAAGACUGGGAAGAAACUUUAAAUAUUACAAAUGUCGUCAUCCUGGUUGUAGUGGUUGUGCUGGUUGUUGUUGGAGUUGGGAUUGGCAUAUUAUUAAUACGUUACAAAAAAUGUAUUAGGUUGAAGCAAAGUCAAAGUUCAUCUAGAGACACACUGGGAGUAGAGAAUAAAGCAUACUUUGGUGAUGAUCCACAGAUGAGGAAUGACACAGUCUUAUCAGAUAUCCAUCCCCUGCAACAAAGAACUGCAGAGUCCAUUGAAAGCCUUGCAUCUGGCUUUUCAAGUCCCCACUACAUCACACUGAAACCUGCAGGUAAAGAUUCAAGAGGAAUUGCAGAUACCAAUCCAAGAACCAAAUGGAUAAUUCUGCAGAGCAUGUUUAGCCCAAGAGAUUUCAACGUGCUCAGUGAUGGAAUACACUAA